AUGGGCUUACCGAAUAGUGUUCAAACACCGAUUGGAACAUCCCCAUAUAGACUUAUAUUUGGAACAACUUGUUAUUUGCCAGUUGAAUUAGAACACAAAGCUUUUUGGGCAUUGAAAGCACUAAACUUUGAUUUGACCUCUGUUGGUAAAAAUAGGUUUUUUCAGGCUAAUAAAUUAGAAGAGCUGAGGUUGGAAGCCUAUGAAAAUGCCAGAAUUUUCAAAAAAAUAUGGCACGAAAAUUUGAUCCAAAAAAAGAAUUUCAAAAUUGGAGAUAAGGUACUUCUUUACAAUAGCCGACUUAGGCUAUUCCCUGAAAAAUUAAAAUCCAGAUGGACAGGUCCUUACAAUGUUACAAAUAUUACUUCAUAUGGUGCUAUUGAGAUUCAGCAGAUCAAUGUUGGAGCAAAGUUUAAUGUUAAUGGUCACAGACUAAAAUUAUAUUUUGGAGGGCAAUUUGAGAAACAACCAUCAGUUACUCUAAUUGAAUGA
Nicotiana tabacum (common tobacco) is the source of this 489-nucleotide messenger RNA. RefSeq lists its product as uncharacterized. Lineage: Eukaryota; Viridiplantae; Streptophyta; Magnoliopsida; Solanales; Solanaceae. The record is from RefSeq and is a predicted model, not a curated record.